Messenger RNA from Solanum stenotomum, 309 nucleotides. RefSeq names its product secreted RxLR effector protein 161-like. Lineage: Eukaryota; Viridiplantae; Streptophyta; Magnoliopsida; Solanales; Solanaceae. The transcript has a single exon. The record is from RefSeq and is a predicted model, not a curated record. The coding region runs from base 1 to 309 and encodes 102 amino acids.
AUGGAAACAAUUCCUUACUCUUCUAUUGUUGGAAGUUUGAUGUAUGUUCAAACUUGCACAAGACCGGCUAUUAGUUUUGCGGUCGGAAUGCUAAGAAUAUAUCAAAGUAACCCUGGAAUUGUUCACUGGAAAGCUGCAAAGAAAGUCUUAAGGUACCUGAAGGGAACGAAUGAUUACAUGCUCAUGUAUAGGAGAUCCAAUCACUUAGAAGUUAUUGGAUACUCGAAUUCAGAUUUUGUUGGAUGCGUUGAUACUAGAAAGUCCACAUUUGGUUACUUGUUCCUAUUAGCUGAAGGAGCAAUAUUGUGA